ACUAAUAAACGAAAACAAAGUUCUCAAUUCCAUAAGCAACGAACAAAGCAGAAAAAGCAAAUGGCCACGCUGCCUUACGCUGACGUGGAUUCCAGCUUGAGAGCCAUGGCCGGUCGAGCAGAAGGGUUUGGCCGGUUCUCCAUCGGUGGCCUCCACGGUCCUCUCUACUCUGUCACCACCUUGGCUGAUGAUGGGCCAGGAUCACUACGAGAGGGUUGCAGGAGACAAGAACCAUUGUGGAUUGUUUUCGAGGUUUCUGGUACAAUUAAUCUUGUGUCACAAUUAAGCGUGUCAUCUUAUAAAACAAUAGAUGGCAGAGGUCAAAGAAUUAAGGUUGCAGGUAAAGGAUUAAGAUUGAAAGAAUGUGAACACGUAAUUGUCUGUAACCUGGAAUUUGAAGGUGGUAGAGGACAUGAUAUUGAUGGCAUCCAAAUAAAGCCUAAUUCUAGACAUAUUUGGAUUGAUCGAUGUAGUCUUCGUGAUUAUGAUGAUGGUCUUAUUGAUAUUACCAGACAAAGCACUGAUAUCACUGUUUCAAGGUGUUAUUUUGCACAACAUGACAAGACAAUGCUGAUUGGAGCAGAUGCAUCUCAUGUUGGUGAUAGAUGCAUAAGAGUGACAAUUCAUCAUUGUUUUUUUAAUGGAACAAGGCAAAGACAUCCGCGUCUUAGAUUCGGGAAAGUUCAUUUGUACAACAACUAUACAAGGAAUUGGGGAAUUUAUGCUGUUUGUGCAAGUGUAGAAGCCCAGAUAUAUUCUCAAUGCAAUAUAUAUGAAGCAGGACAGAAGAAAAAGACUUUUGAAUUUUACACAGAAAAGGCGGCAGACAGACAAGGGGCUAGUUCUGGUUUAAUAAGAUCUGAAGGAGAUGUAUUGCUGAAUGGAGCUCAAUCAUGCUUAUUACAAGGUGUUGGAGAAAACUGUGUGUUCCAUCCAGGUGAAUAUUAUCCAACUUGGACCCUGGAGUCCCCCUUGGAUUCUCUGAAAGAUGUCCUCCAAAUCUGCACUGGUUGGCAAUCUAUUCCUCGACCAGCAGGGAUGUAGAUAGUUGCGUAGUUCCAUAGAUGUAGAUAGUUGCGUAGUUCCAUAUGUAUUUUCGAGCUUUAUAUCUGUUUGUGAUUUCGACCAACAAAAACAUAUACUGAUGUGUCAAGUAAAAAAGGUAAUGCUGGGUUACAAAUUCCUUGAUCUUA
Populus nigra (black poplar) is the source of this 1193-nucleotide messenger RNA. Its product is annotated as probable pectate lyase 4. The coding region runs from base 61 to 1044 and encodes 327 amino acids. The transcript is spliced from 5 exons. The record is from RefSeq and is a predicted model, not a curated record. Gene Ontology annotation, molecular function: pectate lyase activity. Lineage: Eukaryota; Viridiplantae; Streptophyta; Magnoliopsida; Malpighiales; Salicaceae.